AUGCGGGUUCAGGAACUAGCGGAGGUCGUUGCAUCUUUGCAGAAUCGUUUCGACGAAUCACAAAACCAGAUCUCACUACUGGUUGCUCAAAUGCAACAAUUGAAUGAUUCCAUGGGGGUUCUUCAUUCGCAGGCAGGCAAAUCACCGGAGAAUCAACACGAUUCAGGCACAGGUUCAUCUUCGGCUGGCUCCGCAGAUUUUCAUAACGAGAUGGGGCAAAAGGAUACCACAGACCCACGAUCGUUGCUGAAAUUUGUGAGAAUGGAGAUUCCGCUAUUUGAUGGCACAAAUCUAGAUAAUUGGAUUUUCAAAACAGAACUCUUCUUCGAAUUACAGAAGGUUCCACCGGCGUUAAAGGUUCAAUUAGCAGGUCUGAGGAUGGAAGGUCCUGCUUCAUCAUGGUUCCAGUGGACUUACAAAGGAGGAACAAUUCGUCUAUGGCCAGAUUUCACAAAGGCAUUACGGCAGCGUUUUGGUGUGAAGCCACAUCAAAACAUUACGGGCAUGCUUUCUAAGGUAACACAAACAGGGACACUCAAAGAUUAUUUGUUUGAAUUUGAAAAGUUGAUGAAUCAGACUACCAAUGUUGAUGAUGAUUUGUUAUUGAGUUUUUUUGUUUCGGGGUUAUCUCCUGAUUUACGAAGAGCAAUUGAAAUUCAUGAGCCAAAGACUCUUCAACGAGCAAUGCAUUUUGCAUUUGUUUAUGACGCUCAUUACACAGACCUACGUGUAUCUAUGAAUAAUGGGGCAUCAAACAACCCGAAGAGAACACAAUUUCGCAGCUACCAGUCCAGUGAAGGGGUGACCAAUCAAACUGCGAACAUAACGUCUUCGGUGGGCACCUCAAUACCCAACAAAACUGUAGCAGUCCACUCUUCAACAACUCAGAAUCCAUCAUCUCAGACAUCAACAUCCCAUGUACCGGUUAAGAGAAUGUCUCAAGAAGAGUGGAAUAAAAGACGUGAAUUAGGCCUAUGUUUUAGUUGUGAUGAAAAAUGGAAUAAACAGCAUAGAUGUAAAGGGAAACUCUUACUUCUGGUGGGAGAGGAGCAGGGCGAUGAGGAAGAUGGAGAGGAAAUUGUUUGGAACUUUAAUGAGACUGGUGCGGUCAAUGAGGAUGCAUCACUGCAUUCUUUGUCUGAAAUACACAAUUCCAAAGCCUUGAAUUUUGUUACCACCAUUCAAGGACAAACAGUAACAAUACUAGUAGAUACUGGUAGCACGCAUAGCUUUAUACAGAGACAUUUAGUUUCAGCUUUGCAGAUCCCAGUGAUACGCAUCAGGAAAAUGAGAGUUUUCCUAGGAAAUGGUGAGUUCUUGGUAUGUGACAGUAAAUGCCUGAAGGUGAAGUUGAUGGUGCAAGGCCAGACAUUUGAGAUGGAUUUAUGGGUACUUGAUCUUGAUACACUGGGAAUCAUCUUGGGAAUGACAUGGUUGGAAUCAUUGGGCAAAGUAACACAUGAUUACAACCAACUAACAAUGGAGUUUGAUUGGCAAGGGAAGUUGGUUCAGUUGAAGGGGGAAUCUCAUGAAGGCAUCCAAAAGAAGUCUGCAGUAGGGAGUUGUCUAUCCUUAGCCUGUGAAACGCAACAUCAGUCUGGGACUACAUGGUCCAAACCAGUCAAUGUAAAGCCUUAUCGGUAUGGCUAUCAUCAAAAAGAGGAGAUAGAGAAGCAAGUGACCGAAUUGCUGGCUUCAGGCUUCAUCCAAUACAGCACAAGCCCUUAUUCUUCUCCAGUUUUAUUGGUUAAGAAACAAGACAACACUUGGCGGAUGUGUAUAGAUUAUAGGGCUCUUAAUGCCCUUACUGUUCGUGAUCGGUUUCCUAUGCCUACUAUUGAUGAACUAAUUGAUGAAUUGGGAGGAUCCGCUAUUUUUUCCAAACUUGAUUUGAGAGCGGGGUAUCAUCAGAUCAGAAUGCUACCUCAAGACAUACCAAAGACAUCUUUUCGAACCCAUGAAGGCCACUAUGAGUAUUUGGUCAUGCCUUUUGGGUUGACAAAUGCUCCAAGCACAUUUCAGGAUCAUACACAACACAUGCAGAUUACAUUGCACACUCUUAGCCAGAAUCAAUUUUUUGUUAAAAUGAGUAAGUGUGCCUUUGGAGUGGAGGAGAUUGACUACCUUGGCCAUAAGGUGUCCCACAAAGGUGUUCAUGCUGAUAAUAAGAAGAUAGAAGCCAUGCUAUCUUGGCCACCACCUAAGUCAAUCAAGCAACUAAGGGGAUUUCUUGGUCUUACCGGAUACUAUAGACGUUUUGUCCAGAAUUAUGCAACCAUAGCCUCCCCCCUCACUGAUUUGUUGAAGCAAGGAGCUUUUAAUUGGAGUGAGGAAGCACAGGAAGCUUUUGAAUUCUUAAAGAUGGCAAUGGCAAGCACACCUAUUUUGGUGCUGCCUAAUUUCAGCCUUCCAUUUGUCCUAGAAACUGAUGCUUCCAAUUCAGGUAUUGGAGCAGUCUUAUUACAACAGGAUAGACUAUUAUCAUUCUUCAGCAAACGCUUAGGACCAAGAUUAGCUACAGCCUCUACAUAUGUGCGAGAAUUAUAUGCCAUCUGUGAAGCGGUGAAGAGGUGGCGACAAUACUUACUUGGAGCUCAUUUUACUAUCCGGACAAACCAUAGAAGUAUCAAGGAACUGUUGGGGCAGACCAUUCAAACCACGGAGCAGCAGAAAUACUUGUGUAAAUUACUGGGUUAUUCAUUUAAUAUUGAAUAUAAACCUGGUCCUUUGAAUGUGGUUGCAGACGGAUUGUCUCGUUGUUUUGAAGAGGACAACCUAGUUGCAGUUCAUGCUUUACUUGGUGAACCAACCUUUGAUCUACUGGCUCGAAUUAAAUAG
Molecule: messenger RNA, 2838 nt
Organism: Gastrolobium bilobum
Lineage: Eukaryota; Viridiplantae; Streptophyta; Magnoliopsida; Fabales; Fabaceae
Exons: 3
Coding region: 1-2838 (945 amino acids)
Biological process (GO): proteolysis
Molecular function (GO): aspartic-type endopeptidase activity
Source: RefSeq, a predicted model, not a curated record